AUGGAUUACGACUUCAAAGCGAAGCUGGCGGCCGAGCGGGAGAAAGUAGAAGAUCUGUUCGAAUAUGAAGGUUGCAAAGUGGGUCGAGGCACCUACGGGCACGUUUAUAAAGCUAAGAGCAGAGACGGGAAAGAUGAGAAGGAGUACGCACUGAAACAAAUAGAAGGCACUGGAAUAUCGAUGUCUGCCUGUAGGGAAAUCGCUCUGUUACGCGAACUGAAACACCCGAAUGUGAUCGCCCUGCAAAAGGUGUUCCUGUCCCACAGCGACAGAAAGGUUUGGCUCCUCUUCGACUAUGCCGAACAUGACCUAUGGCACAUCAUCAAGUUCCAUCGUGCCUCCAAGGCCAACAAGAAGCCCAUGCAGCUGCCCCGAGGGAUGGUGAAGUCUCUCCUGUAUCAGAUUCUGGAUGGCAUCCAUUACCUCCAUGCCAACUGGGUGCUCCACAGGGAUCUGAAACCAGCGAACAUCCUGGUGAUGGGGGAAGGUCCCGAGCGAGGAAGAGUUAAAAUCGCUGACAUGGGUUUCGCCAGACUCUUCAACUCUCCCCUCAAGCCGCUGGCGGACCUCGACCCCGUGGUGGUGACGUUCUGGUACAGGGCCCCCGAGCUGCUGCUGGGGGCCCGGCACUACACCAAAGCUAUCGAUAUUUGGGCAAUUGGCUGCAUCUUUGCGGAGCUGCUAACGUCCGAGCCCAUCUUUCACUGUCGCCAGGAAGACAUCAAAACCAGUAAUCCUUUCCAUCACGACCAGCUGGACCGGAUAUUCAGCGUUAUGGGAUUCCCCGCAGAUAAAGACUGGGAAGACAUUCGGAAGAUGCCAGAGUACCCAACACUGCAGAAAGACUUCAGGAGGACAACGUAUGCAAACAGCAGCUUAAUCAAAUACAUGGAGAAGCAUAAAGUCAAACCAGACAGCAAAGUUUUUCUGUUGCUCCAAAAGCUCCUCACCAUGGACCCCACCAAAAGAAUCACAUCAGAGCAGGCGCUGCAGGACCCGUACUUCCUGGAGGACCCGUUACCAACCACUGAUGUGUUUGCCGGGUGUCAGAUCCCCUACCCAAAACGAGAGUUCCUGAACGAAGACGAGCCCGAGGAGAAAACAGAAAAGAACCAGACCCAGCAGCACCAGCAGACGACGGGUCAGACUCAGGCCCAGAACCAGCAGCAAACUGCAACCCAGCAGGCCCCAUCCCAGCAGAACCUGGCCCAAACCAACGGCACCAGCGGAGCAACGGGGGCCGCCACCGGCGUGGGUCUACAACACGGCCAAGAUCAGGGCCCCCCCAACAAGAAACCUCGGAUCGGGCCCUCUGGGGCCUCCUCAGGCACUGGGGUGCUACAGUCAGAGUACCAGCACUCUGGCUCUCGCCUCGGUUACCAAAGCAGCGUCCAAGGUUCCACUCAGCCCCAGGGCACCAUGGGAUACUCGUCCUCAUCCCAGCAGAGCUCCCAGUACUCCCACCAGACCCAUCGUUACUGAGGCUCCCCGUCACUCCUGAACCAGCAUGGGAGUCAGCUCCUCCUCAAGCCUUCCAUCAACCUCAGCAGACUUCACCGUGCCCCCCCCGGCUCCCGGCAUCCCGGUCGGACCUCUCUCUGUGCAUUACAUCAUUCCAACUGUCAGCCCUCCCUCACCUUUGAACUCUUUCCCGAAGGCUUUCGAAAAGACUUUAACAUGAAGGCAAAGCAGACAUAGGAACCAAAACAAUCUAACAAGAAGUUCUGCCUCGUCAGGCUGGUGAAUAUAAUGUAAGAUAGAUGUGAAGGCAUCACAGACUCAGAGCCAUGGCACUUACAAACCCACCGUUCCUCACCAGGAAGAAUCGCAGCUGUGUUUAUAUAUGUACAUUAUAUAGCACCUUUUUAUCUAUACGAUUUUUUUUUUCCUCACGUAUUUGCUUAGUUUGAUAGAUGAUAGUUGAUGUCAUUGUAAAUAUUGUUACAUAUAGAGGUGAUCGGACGAAACGAUACACAGGAGGAAGAGCCCUUUACUGUCAUCUCUAGUGUGAUAUUAAACUCGGAUAAUCACAAGAAGAGUUUUAAGCUAACCCUGUCCUUUGAAGAAAAAAACACGAUUACAUGUUUGUACACAGAAGAAAAAAAAUCAGCACUUUAGCUGAUGCAAUUGCAGGGAAAUGAUAAAUGCGCAAUUUUCACUUAAACUUCUUAUUGUAGGGUUUCUAUAUUUAGACCUCUCUUUAUCUAGAUUUGGGAAAGUAAGAAAAGAGGUAGUCUUUUUACAGCUCUUAAGUUCUGUAUAUUCUUAUUCACUCCGCUACCUAGAUAAGAUUUGACGGGCCAAUCUUUGUUUCCUUUGACGACGGCAGCCUUUUUUAAGGAUGUUGAACACCUCUCGUUUGUGGCCAGAAGCUCCGGACUGUUUUUCUUGUUGCAGAGCUGACGGUGGACACUUUGCUCUGACACCCAUCAUACCGUGGACCCUCCACACUUUCAAGGUUUCUGAACACGAACAUGCGCAUAAACGUACAGGGCAGCUAACAAUACGCCCCCCCUCCCUCCUACCUAUAUGCUUAUGGAGACUGUUACUGCCUGAUGUCAGAUUGUUUUUGUUUUUUUAUAUUUUAAUGUUAUCCUUGUUGCCUUGUGUGUGUGUGUGCGUGUGUGUGAGUACUGUAUGUUAUUUUUUUGCAUGGUGUUUAUCCUUUGCAUUACUAGAACUGCACUGACCGCUGAACUGACCUGCAAAGAGCUGGAACAAAUGUGGGGAAGAGUUUCAUCCUCUUCCUAUCCGACCCUCCAGCCGAGCAUUGGGCAGACAAUCUGGUCGAGACUGGAGCUCAUUCAAAGGUGCGUUCUGUGAUACAUGCCAAGGAGGGCGGAGCAACGGUAAUAGUGUAUUGGUGCAAAUCCUCAUCCCCUCGCUGUAUUUCUGUUUUCUGUUUUAAAUAAACAAGUCAAUCUAUAAGAGAACCUUUAAAGGAUCUCUAUCCAACAUCCAGAGCUUUAAAAUAGCAUCAAACUACUAUUAGCUAUGUAGAUAGUCAUAGUAGUGGAAAACAUUUGCGCUAGCAGGAUGGCUUCGCUAGCGUAGCACUCGCCCACUUUGGUUCCCCCCAGCUUAACACUAUUAUUUCAAUAGCACUGUUGCCGUUAUCAGCACUGUUAGCACAGUAACCCCUGUUAGCACUGUUAGCUCCUAGCAGCCCAGCUAAGCCAUCUCCAUGUUGAGACCCGUGUAGAGGAAAUCCCAGCUCAGACUCUCAAUCACAGAUAUGCUCUGAAUGUUGUAUUUAGCCCCAUUUAAAAAUAAGCAGAGUUGGAAUGUAAUUAAGCACACUUACUCAAGUAAUGAAGUUAAAGGAAUAGUUUGACAUUUUGGAAAAUAUGCUUACUCUCAAUUUUUGCCAAGAGUACAUGUCUGUACGCUAAACAUUGGAACACUAGUUACCUAUAAAACAAAAGAAAAAAGUGUUAUUAUUUGUUUUUCCGUGCAAUUAUCUCAGGAUAAAAGCGUCUGCAAAAUGACUGUAAUGUAAUGUAAUCUCCUCAUCAAGGUAUUUAAGAAUUACCUACACAUUUUUUCAAAUAAUCAAGUUUUCUUUGAUUAUAAUUCUAGUGCAGCGACCGCUGCAGUCAGUUAAUUUAUGAGAAGUACAUUUGAAAUAAAAAGCAGUGGAAUACUCUUAGUGCCCUAACAGUUUAUGGACAUAGUAAUUGUAUUUUAAAGAUUUAAGCUUUUGUACUGCUAGUUUGAACUGCCGACAGUAUAUAAAGUUGCACCUAAAACAGCAAAAUAAUUUUCAUUCUACAGCAAUUUAACUUUUAAUACCUUAAGUGCCUUGGUAUUGUUAUAUUCUUAUUUAGGUAAAAGAUCUGUUUACUGAAAACAACACACACGACGCUACCCACAACUCAAAGUGAGGCUAUUCUAUCCUUUUUGUUUCCCCACAACUUGCUCCAUCCUCACUGGCCCUGCCUGGUCACAUGACCGGCCAUCGUGCAGGUUGUAUUUAAGAACGCACCCAAUGACUCGACUGUGACUGUAACUGCAUAGCUCAAGUACAGAUGUGGAAACAGCAGGACUGAGGGUUGGGGGGAGCUGUAUUCAGCAGAUGUGUGGCCCUGCAGUAGGAUAAGGAAGCACUGACACCUUGUGGCUGAAAAGAGAACUGGACCUUUGACCUUUGUGAAACUGUAAUUAUUACAAGUUCACCAGAACAUGCAAGACUUGGGUCUUUCAUUAUAAAACUGAUAUUAUUAUUAUUAUUAUUAUUAUUAUUAUUAUUAUUAUUAUUAUUAUUAUUAUUAUUAUUAUUAUCGUGUCCAGAAUUCCAGUCAUGUCUCCCUAAUGCUGAAAGUACCCUCAUGCUUUGCUGUCAUUGAUACUAAGAUGUGUCUCGAAGUCUCAUCAGUGACUCCUCAGUGUGCCCUGCUGUCCCUCACUGGGUCCUUCUCUGCAGCAGUUAGGUGACUAUAGUCCAUGUUACGGGUUUCACUUCCAUCACUUCCAUCCUGAAAAAAGAAAGUUUUUUAAUAAUUUCUAGUAUUUUGUUGACAAAUACAUAUACAAACUGGAUUUUGUAUAUUUUACACACAUUUAAAGCUGCAUUUAUUGAUUUUUUAUAUUUAUAUAUUUUUUUAUAGGGCAACCUGGGCUCAGCAGAAAAGCUGCAAACAAGUAAUUUACAUAUUAUCAUCUUACAGAGAGCUGAAGUCCAGACGUCACCAAUGGGCUGUUAGUCUCACCCUUCUGUAGCUCAGUGGAAGUUCUUUCAUUCGUCUUUCGGAGAACAUGAAGCGUGUUCUGCUGUUCACUUGCCAUAUUGUAACGCACAUACGCUUAACUACAGCACUUGCUAAAAGGCUGAAAGGAUUUUGAAAUGAAAAUGAAUUUAUUCGCUCACAAAACAAAACUACAGCUGAAAAUGCAGCAGUGCGUUAGCAGUGCGUUAGCAGUGCGGUGGCAGCGCAUUAGCAGUGCUGUAGCAGCGCAUUAGCAGGUAGGUAGAAGUGCGGUAGCAACGCGUUAGCAGUGAGGCAGCAGUGCCAUCCUAACUUGAUUUCAGAACUGAGAAGUUCUGGUUUCACUUCAGCUUUCUAUAAAGUUGAUAUGGCCAAGUAUUACCAAAUAAGGACAUUAUUUUGCAACUAUUAGACAUGGAGUUAUAUUCUUGUCCAAUAUCCCCUCUCAUUUUAGCUCUGCUUUGGUCUCCAACUCCUCAAUAUAAAUAUCUGUCUCUUUAGCAACUAGAUAGCUCAUUACGUACACUAGCUUAGUUUCUCACUCAACUCAUCAAACACCUACGCUUGGUCCGUGGCUCUAUACUUCAAACUAUGACUAUGUCAGUUUGGACGUGCCAUGGACGGCGUAUCAGUUUCCACUCUUAACGUGCAUAGGGUCUUUUCGAAUUAUGAUUAGGAAAAGUUUGUGCUUUAUUUUAUGAAUAAAUAUGUUUGUUACGUAACUGGCAUUAGUUCAGAAUGAAAGUAACGUAACAAAGUAAGGUUUAAUAAGUCAACUUUGUCUUGGUUUCACACAGGACAUGGAUAGCGGUCUCCUGGGUGAGAGUCCCGAGUUUGUUGGACUCAUCCAACCUCCCUUCCCACCCACUUUGUGUGGACCUUCUCACUCUUGAUAGUAUGUCAGUUGCUCUGACUGUGUCAUUAUGAUGUGAAUGGGUUGAUAUUGAGUUGAAAGCCGGGUGCCUCGAUGCGUCCUCAACAGAAGCUUAGGGCCACAGACCAAUCGGCGGUAUUUGACGAGCUUGGAGUGAGAAUGGGUUCGCUUGACAGCUAGUUUUUAUUACUGAAAAUAAGUUCCUGCUGCUGGAUGAGAGCAGAGUUUUGUGGGCUUGAAAACCAAAACAAUGAACUCAAAGAGGCAAAAAUGCCCAGUAGAUAAGAGGGGGAACUGCAGAGUCGGGUGAUCAUUAUCUGUGGGCUCCUCACUGUUAGGACCCUUUGACAUCAGUUCAUUUGAUCAAUUGUCAAUAAAAUAAUUUUGCUAAGUGCAGCUUUAAAGCCAGACUUUAGUGAAAUGAUGUGGACGUAAAAGGAUUUUGGCAGGGACCUAUUCUCUGUGUGUAUCGCGUUAGUUGUACGGUGUGCUCAUUUCUAUGUGAUGGAGGAUCAAAACCAGCAGCUAUUCAAAGGUUUUCUCCUCCCUUUAGUGUGUGUAUUUGAAAAUCAAUCUGAGUAUCAGCAGCAUUCUCUCUCUGCGCGCAAGCGAGGUGUCACAAGUAUUAUUGAGCAGGAGGCUCCUGGUGGGAGACAAAUUACAGUCAAACAACUCCUAUGCAAAAAAAAAGAAUUUAAAUAAAUUCCCAGACUAAAGCUUUCCCUUAGAAUGCUUAGGUUUUUGCAGCUAACAGAUUUUAACAUAUAUUUGAUGGGUGUAUUGUGUAAAACUAAAUACAUUAGUCCAAGAAGGCGCUCACUUUUUUCACAGCUUUUUAAAAUGUACUCUAAAUGAAACUAUUGUAAAGA
Anoplopoma fimbria (sablefish) is the source of this 6449-nucleotide messenger RNA. It is a transcript of the gene cdk19, whose product is annotated as cyclin-dependent kinase 19. The record is from RefSeq and is a predicted model, not a curated record. Gene Ontology annotation, biological process: protein phosphorylation. NCBI's taxonomy places the organism in Eukaryota, Metazoa, Chordata, Actinopteri, Perciformes, Anoplopomatidae. Gene Ontology annotation, molecular function: RNA polymerase II CTD heptapeptide repeat kinase activity; ATP binding; cyclin-dependent protein serine/threonine kinase activity. The transcript is spliced from 13 exons. Gene Ontology annotation, cellular component: nucleus; mediator complex; cytosol. Bases 1 to 1482 code for a protein of 493 amino acids.